AAUCUUCCAAAUUCUGUGUCAAAAAACCUGAGCUUAAUCCUCAACCACUAGUCCAACAAAGGAGUGUGGAAGAAGAGAGAGUAAGAGAGAAAUCAAGACUGUAGUUUGUAGAAAAGAUUUAAAAAAAAAAAAAAAAAUGAGGUGUAUUGUAUCUUCUUCACCACUUUCUCCUUCCAUCUUUACAUUCUCUAAUGAAUCAUCUCCUAAAUUUUUACAGUUGACAACUUCUCAGCAACAACACAAGAAAGUUGGUUCUUUUGUGUUUCUCUCUUCUUCAAACUCUUCAUCAGUUGUUGAAGAUCAACAAGAUUCUUCUUCAGUUGUUCAAUCUGUUAAUAAUGAUAACAGUUUCAGUGGCUGUAAGGCUUGUGGUAGAGAGCAGAUAGAAGGAGGCUGCAAUGGUGAGGGACGGAUUCAAGGUGGGAUUGCUACAUUCCCAGGCUUAGGUUGGUGGCCAAUAAAGGCUUAUAGGCCUUGUCCUGGUUUUCUUGCAUCUGGUGGCAACUACAGGAGACGUGGCCAAAGCAUGGACGAGGUUGCAUUUGGAGGGGGAAGAGGGAGACCUUCCAUGGAUAAUUUCGAUGAGCUUGAGACAGGGAAGAAAGGAAAGAAUAGAAACCAAGUCAAGGCAGAAUAAAUCCUCACAAAACUGAAGAUCAAAAAGUGUUUGCUUUAGAAAAAUUCACCUGAUUGAAAUUUUGUAAAUUGUCAUUGCAAAUAUAUAGAAUGUUAUAGCUUAAUCCUUCGUUUGGAGAAAACUUGUAUGAUUCCUAACAUCAUGUUUUCUUGAACAAUAUCAAAAGUCUCUAAUAUACAUUGCAUUUUGAGA
This is a messenger RNA of Beta vulgaris subsp. vulgaris (sugar beet), 829 nucleotides long. RefSeq lists its product as hypothetical. The coding region runs from base 137 to 637 and encodes 166 amino acids. NCBI's taxonomy places the organism in Eukaryota, Viridiplantae, Streptophyta, Magnoliopsida, Caryophyllales, Amaranthaceae. The transcript is spliced from 3 exons. Gene Ontology annotation, cellular component: chloroplast. The record is from RefSeq and is a predicted model, not a curated record.